Rotaria socialis is the source of this 2286-nucleotide messenger RNA. The record is from the annotation of a GenBank genome assembly. Lineage: Eukaryota; Metazoa; Rotifera; Eurotatoria; Philodinida; Philodinidae.
AUGCUAUAUAGUCCGAGCGGCAUAUUUGUUGACAUCAAUUUCAACUUAUACGUAGCGGAUUCUGACAAUGAUAGAAUUCAGCUAUUUCAGCCGGGGAACUUAAAUGGAACAACUGUGGCAGGAAAUGGAGCACCAGGCACGAUUGAACUUAGUUAUCCUGUAAACGUUGUACUUGAUGCUGCUGGCUAUUUGUUCAUAGUAGAUUGCCAGAACAAUCGCAUAGUUGGAUCUGGACCCAAUGGUUUUCUAUGCAUAGUUGGCUGUUCAGGAGGAUGGGGUUCACGGUCAGAUCAAUUAUUUUAUCCUUAUAGCAUGGCUUUCGAUAGUUAUGGAAAUAUUUAUGUCGCUGAUACUUACAAUAACCGUAUUCAAAAGUUUUAUGUAUCUGGUAAUUUUUGCAUGGGCAACAUAACAACUACUCUUCAAAUAAAUUCUUUAUUAACGACCACUCCUUCAAUCGGAAAUGUUGCAUUGCCAUCAAAUCAACUAAAUGUUUCGCUUAAUCAACCAAGAUUUUGUGCACUUGCUACAUGGAGUCCUGAUGGCAUUACCAUUGCAGAUAGUUCCGAGAUUGGUCCAAAUGCUAUUUCUCUUUUUAUCACUACUAAUAAUACAAUUUAUGUUGUUGAACCUAGUUAUAAUAAUAUUCAAGUGUUGCUCGCUGAUAACGGCAAUUUGCUUGGAACAAUCUCUGGUGGUGUACAAAAUCCAUAUAGUAUUUUUAUCACAAGUGCUGGUGAUAUCUAUACCGACAGUACUGCUGAAACAGGUCAAAUUAAUAAAUUAUUAUUAAAUACGAACAACAAUAUCCCCGUAAUGUACAUCACUGGUAAUUGCUUUGAUCUUUUUAUUGAUAUUAACAGUACAAUAUACUGCUCUGCUGGGGGAUUGAAUAUUGUUGUUGCCAAGUCACUGUAUGAUUCAUUAAAUACAUCAACAGUUGUUGCUGGAACUGGUUGUUCAGGAUCUCUAAUUAACAUGCUUGAUAGUCCUACAGGAAUAUUUGUCGACAUCAAUUUUAACUUAUACGUUGCAGAUUCUAAUAACAAUAGAAUUCAGUUAUUUCAGCCAGGAAACUUAAAUGGAACAACGUCGGCAGGACAAGGAGCGCCAGAAACAAUUAUGCUUAAUAAUCCAACAGAUGUGGUACUUGAUGGCGAUGGUUAUUUGUUCAUAGUAGACAGUGGCAACAAUCGCAUAGUUGGAUCUGGACCCAAUGGUUUUCGAUGCAUAGUUGGCUGCUCAGGCGCAUCGGGUUCUGGACCAACUCAAUUAAAUGGGCCUCAAAGUAUAGCUUUUGAUAGUGAUGGAAAUAUUUAUGUUACUGAUACUCAGAAUAGUCGUCUUCAAAAAUUUAAUCCGUCGCCUCUUUCAUGCAUAAUUUCUUAUAAUGAACCAAAAAUCUGUCCAACCGCAUUAUGGAAUCCAAAUGCAGCAAUUUUUGCUGAUAACACUAUGGUGGGCAUACAACCUACCAACAUCUUUGUGGACGCUAUCGAUGGAGUUUACGUAUCAAGUCCCAGUUUAAAUCUCAUUCGAGUAUGGUCUACAGAAAGUAUGAUUCCAACAAGGAAUCUUUCCGGUAAUUUAAACGAUGCAAGUGGUAUUUUUGUAAUAGUAAAUGGUGAUAUGUAUGCCAGUAGUGGCAUACUAGGUGAUGUAUAUCGAUGGAGAGUUAAUGCAACCAAUAGUGUCUUAGUUAUGAAUACCCUGUGGACCUGUUUUAGUCUCUUUAUCGAUAUAAAUAAUACUCUUUAUUGUUCAGUUGAAAGUCAACAUCUAGUUCUGGAUUUUUCGCUAAAUAUUACCUCAAAUGCACCGACAAUAGCUGCAGGCAAUGGCUCAAAUGGUUCAACAUCGAAUAUGUUAAAUAAACCUCAAGGAAUAUUUGUCGAUAUCGAUUUUAGUCUGUAUGUUGCAGAUUGUAACAAUGAUAGAGUUCAAAAAUUUAAUUUCGGUAAAUUAAAUGGAACAACAGUGUUUGGAAACGGAAUGUUCGGCGCAAAUACUGUCAGUUGUCCUAGUGGAGUUGUAAUUGAUGCUGACGGAAAUUUAUUUAUUGUCGACAAAAACAACCACCGCAUAGUUCGAUCAGGGCCCAUCGGUUUUCAAUGUAUAGUAGGAUGUACUGGUUCAUAUGGACCAGCGUUGGAUCAGUUAUAUUUUCCUGUAACUAUGGCUUUUGAUAGUGUUGGUAAUAUAUUGGUAGCGGAUACGAAUAAUGAUCGAAUUCUAACAUUUCUUUUGGAUCUUAGUUAUUGCGGUGAGUAUGAAAAAAGCGUUUAA